AUGACAAGUUUGGCAAAAUUAGGGAAGUCACCACACUAUCGGUUGAUGAACACCUUUGCGCAUUCAAGUGAAAGAUAUGGGCAAAGGUAUUCAUCAAGUCCAAACCUCAGCGUUACGGCAUCAAGUUUUGGGUUUAUUCACGAUGUUGAAACAUAUACAUCGGUAAUUGACUUGUUGUUGAUAUUGUGUUUGAUAAUAUGUUCAAUGAAUAACAAAAAGAUGUGCUGUGAUUGUGAAAGUGGUAUGGUUAUAAACCUACAGAUGUACUGUGGAAAAUGCGACAAGAAGGAAGAAAAUCAAGGAUUUCGGGUGACGAUAGAUAUGGUAGCUCCGCAACUGUGUAUGGGAAAGUUUGUGACAGUUGUAUGUGACAACUUUUUCUGCAGCUUAAGAUUGGCACAUUAUUUGGCUCAAUAUGGUUCAACAUUGCUUGGGACUGUGCGAAAAAACAGAGUUGAGGUACCAGAAGAAGCCAAGCAAAUCAAACGGUACGACCCCAAUGAUGAUAAAAAGGCUACUACAAGAGAGGCAGAUUCAACGGAAGUGUAUACAAAAGGUGUAUGCAAAUUGGUUUCUUUCUAUAACGAAAAGAAGAAGUUGGUGCUCAUUAUGACGACGAUGCAUCAUGCUAAAGAGUUGUACACCGUUCAGGAGCAAGUGAGGGGAAAGGAUGGCAAACUUGUGAGUGUACACAAACCAAAUGUGAUAAAACAAUACAAUGCGACAAUGGGAGGUGUUGAUAGUGCAGAUCAGAUGAUACAUACUUACACUUGUAGAAGGCGCACUUCAAGAUGGAAUGUGAGAAUACUUUAUGAUUUACUUGACAUCGCUGCCCUCAAUGCCUACAAGUUAUAUCGUCAUCACCACGAUAAGGUGGACAGGUUGAAUUUCCUCAAUGAAUUGACAGAGUUAUUGAUGGAAAUGGAGUAA
Messenger RNA from Entamoeba invadens IP1, 930 nucleotides. RefSeq lists its product as hypothetical. NCBI's taxonomy places the organism in Eukaryota, Evosea, Mastigamoebida, Endamoebidae. The transcript has 3 exons. Bases 1 to 930 code for a protein of 309 amino acids. The record is from RefSeq and is a predicted model, not a curated record.